AUGGUCAUCAAAUUCAUUGGAGAUCAAAUCGAUGCGGCCGAAAGGUUCAACCGAAUCAAAGGUGUGGAAAAGGAGAAAUCGUCUCCAGCUCCUAAACAGCCCAAACCGGCAAAUCCAUCGCCAGCAACAGCAUCACAACUGGCAAUAGGAGCCAAAGCAAGCCCAGCCCCUCAGCACGAGCUGAAGGAUUGCACAUCCACCCGGAACUGCAACAAGUGCGGAGGAAGACACCACACCUCUCUCUGCGACAAAGGAGACGUCAGAGUCCCCAACCCAACAACGGCAGCAAGCAUCAUGGCCAGCAGUCCAACUACAACAACUACAGCCUGUGCAAGCACCUUUGGACAAUUGAUGCUGAAAACGGCAACAGUUAUCAUCAGCGGCCAGAACGGUAACGAAACAAGAGCGAUUUUAUUUGCAGACGACGGGAGUCAUCGUUCCUGGGUGUUGAAAUCACUCUCAUCGCAACUUAAUAUGAAGACAGUAGCGGUGGAAAACAUCAGCACAAGAGUGUUCAAGAAAAAGGAACCCAGCAAGCCCGAAAUGACAAAAAACGUCGAAAUGCAAGUAAGGGGCACCUGGCAAGGCGCCCCAAAAGUUACAUUAAUGGCUUUAGAAUCAGAUCACAUUGCAGAUUCCGGCCCGUACGUAGGAAACGAAUUCGCAAGCAGCCUCUGGAUCCAAAACGAAAAAUUAGCCGACGACAGAUUCGAGAUGGCACACACCGAAGAUCAGCCAAUUGGAAUUUUAGUUGGAAGGGACCAGAUGUUCCAAAUCAUGUCGAAUGAAGCCGCCAUACAGAGUCCGUGCGGAUUACGAGCGUUUCAAACGAAACUCGGAAGAAUGAUUGCUGGACCAUCACAAGAAACAAAAUCGAAGACAGGAACUCAAGAGACUGGAACGGCCAGUCCCCAAAAUCUACCAAUAGGAGCGUCAUUCUCGGAUGCCCCAAUCGGAUCCAGCGGAGAAGCAGAUAGUAAAUGGUUUGAGAAGGAAGAACAAGUUGCUACUAAUUUCGACCUUUCCCUUUUUUGGAAAAUAGAAAACUUCGCGAACCUUGAAGGCGCUGAUGCAGUGGAGUCGGAGGAUCGCUUCGAUUUCUUUGACGAAAAAAUAACGAGAUGGCCAGAUGGAAGAUACUGUACACCGAUCCCUUGGACAACUGACAAGUGGAGACUUCAGAAAAAUCUCCCGUUGGCCACCGGAAGAGUGGAAAGCACAAUAACAAGAUUGAGAAAAAAUCCAGGAGACUUGGUGAAUUACCACGCAGAAAUCCAAAAGCUCAUCGACAGCAAAUUCGUCGAGGAGGCGAACAUGGACUACGAAGAGCUUCACACCUAUCUCCCACAUCAUCCGAUCUUCAGAGGCGACAAAUCAACGACGAAAAUCAGACCCGUCUUUGAUGGAGCAGCAAAAACGAAAUUUGGACCAAGUCUGAACGACGUGUUGGAGACCGGACCAAAUCUCAAUCCCGAUCUCCUAUCAGUGCUAUUACGCUUCAGAAAGUACGAGAUUGCCUGGAUUGCCGACAUAGAAAAGGCUUUUCUAAACAUCGCCCUGCAGCCGGAAGACGCUGAAGCAAUCAGGUUUUUAUGGCCCAGGGAUCCAGCAGUGGCUGGAUCGCCUCUAAUUGCCUACAAGUGGAAGAGAGUGCCCUUUGGCCUUAGUUCUAGCCCCUUUCUCCUACGUGUUACAAUUAACAAACAUUUCAAAUCACUAAAGUCUCGUUUUCCAGAAACUAUUCAACAGCUGGAAGAAAGUUUGUACGUUGACGAUUACCUCGGCGGAGCAAACAAUUUAUCGAUCGCCAAGAAAAGAGUCGACGAAACGGACGAAAUCUUUAGUGACGCCCAACUCAACAUGAGAAGCUGGGCAACCAACAACGAAGACCUAAAACAACACCUGAAGGAGAAAGGACUAUCGAAUCAAGUCGUAGGCCUACUCUCCCCAGCCUUGGACGGCCAACAGAAGGUGUUAGGAAUCCGGUGGGACACCGGAUCCGAUUCGUUCAAAUUCGACCCAGCAUCCAUCAUCCAAGCAGUAGAAGAAGUGGGAUCGGAAAUCACCAAAAGAAAGAUACUCAGUAUCUCGGCAAGGAUUUUUGAUCCAAUUGGAUUUUUAUCUCCCACUGUACUUUUAUUAAAGAUUAUUUACCAGAAGCUCUGGGAAAAGGAGAUAGGUUGGGACCAAGCAGCUCCAGCCGAUAUCCAAAAAUCUUGGAAGAUAGUGAUGACUGGUCUCGCCGAUUUCACCGAACUACAAAUUCCACGAUGGAUCGGACUAUCCGAAAAAGUCACCUCACACGAAAUUCACGUCUUCGGAGACGCUUCUGAAGCAGCGUAUGGAGCCGUAGCCUACGCCCGACUCCAAAAAGGACAAGAAGAUCCACUCAUCAUCCUACUGGCCAGCAAGACGAGAGUUGCACCUCUACCUAAGAAAAAAGUAACUUUACCGCGUUUAGAAUUGCUGAGCUCACUUUUAGCCGUACGUUUAGGCGAAGUUGUAAAAAACGCAAUGCAAAUCCAGUAUUGGAGAACUAUCUACUGGUCGGACUCCUUAGUUGCACUAGGAUGGAUUAGAGGAGAGCCGAACAAAUGGAAACCAUUCGUCCGAAACCAAGUGGAGACGAUACGAAAAUUUUCACAGCCCGAGUGGUGGAGACACUGUCCAGGUCUCCAAAAUCCGGCCGAUCUUGCCUCGCGGGGAGCGCCAGCGCCAACGCUGGUAACCUCAACUCUUUGGUGGAACGGCCCGAUUUGGCUCAAAGGAGAAGAAACGGAAUGGCCAGAUUCUCCCAACGACCAAAUUCCACAAACAAUCCAGUCCGAAAUGGAAUCGGAAGCAAGGAGUACGACGGUCAGCACAACAGCAGCCAUCGCAAUUCCAACAGCCUCCGUCGACUGGAAUCUCGACAAAAUUUCCACCUGGAAUCGACUGUUAAGACGUACAGCCUGGGUCUCACGAUUCCUCAGCAGGAGUCAAAAGAAGCUCAGACCUCCCGGUCCAGAACGAAUGGAGUCGAUAAAGGCAAUUGGACCAGAUGGAAAAGGAAGUGGAAAAGUUAUCCGGAUUACAAGAUUAUCCAGAGAGGAGCUGGAUGAAGCGGAACUAACGAUCUACAGACAGCUCCAACGAGAGCGGUAUCCUAAGGCGUUUGAAUCGCUACAGUUAGACAACACAAUCCAGCCCAAGGAGAAAAUCGCUGCACUUUUUCCAAUCUGGGACGCCAGAGACCGUCUCGUUCGAAUCCAUGGGAGAGUAUCACUUGCCCUAAGAGAUAGAAACAUCGAUCCCCCAAUUUUGCUUCCUGCAUCACAUAUAGUAAUCACUUUCUUAAUUACAGACAAACACGAGUCGCUACUACAUGCAGGAGCAAAGGUGACACUAUCAGAGUUGAAAGAAAAAUUCUGGAUAGUUAAAGGACGACAGCAAGUGAAAAAGACUUUGUUUACUUAUUGUGUGGAAUGUAAAAAGCUGACAUCACCACCAUUCCAGGAAUUAGCAGCCCCUCUUCCUUUAAACCGACUCAAACAUGCACAAUCUUUUCACGUUACAGGAGUCGAUUUCGCUGGACCACUGCUGUACAAACCAGCACAGCGAAGGAAGAAAAGGAAAGCUCCACCAGGCGUCCAGGAUCCGACGCCAGCAGACGAUCCAACUGAAGAACAAAUCGAGGAGCCACCCACUGAAGGAGACGCUCCAAUCGAAGCUCUAAUCUCACUCGAGCGGUUCACCUGGAAUUACUACCCGAUAUGA
This is a messenger RNA of Daphnia pulex (common water flea), 3756 nucleotides long. RefSeq lists its product as uncharacterized. Bases 1 to 3756 code for a protein of 1251 amino acids. NCBI's taxonomy places the organism in Eukaryota, Metazoa, Arthropoda, Branchiopoda, Diplostraca, Daphniidae. The transcript is spliced from 4 exons. The record is from RefSeq and is a predicted model, not a curated record.